AUGACGCUCGGGUUGAGAGGCAGCAACAAGAUCUUCUACGCUCUUGAUGGAACCCAUCAUACUAUAAGCCAUACCCUCCCUUGUAAGGCCAAACAACCACCACCGCUUCAACGUCGUGUUAUUGCUAUUCAGCUUAAGGUGGAAAGAAAUAGUGAUGAGACUUAUGCUGAGAUCACUUUGAUGCCAAAUACAACUCAAGUUGUAAUCCCUACUCAGAAUGAAAAUCAAUUUAGGCCAUUAGUUAAUUCCUUUACAAAGGUUUUAACGGCCUCAGACACAAGUGCCCAUGGUGGAUUCUCUGUUCCGAGAAAACUUGCCAUUGAAUGUCUCCCUCCGCUGGAUAUGUCUCAGCCUUUACCGGCACAAGAACUUCUUACUAUAGAUCUCCAUGGUAAUCAAUGGAGAUUCAAACACAGCUAUAGAGGUACACCGCGAAGACAUUUGUUAACAACAGGUUGGAAUGCAUUCAUAACAUCAAAAAAAUUGGUUGCAGGGGAUGUUAUUGUAUUCCUUAGGGGAGAGACUGGAGAGUUACGAGUUAGUAUCAGACGAGCGAGAUAUCAACAAGGGAACAUACCUUCAUCACUAAUAUCAAUAGAAAGUAUGAGACAUGGGGUAAUUGCUUCUGCAAAGCAUGCUUUUGAUAACCAAUGUAUGUUCAUUGUGGUUUACAAGCCAAGGUCAAGUCAAUUUAUUGUCAAUUACGAUAAAUUCUUAGACGCCGUAAACAAUAAGUUCAAUGUCGGGUCAAGAUUUACAAUGCGGUUUGAGGAAGAAAAUUUCUCUGAAAGAAGUGAUUUCUCUCCUCAUUGGAAAUGUUCAGAAUGGCGUAGCUUAAAAGUGCAGUGGGAUGAAUUUGCAUCAUUUCCGAGACCUGAUAAAGUUUCCCCAUGGGAAAUAAAACAUUCAACGCCUUCGUCAAAUGUUCUCCCGUCAUCUAUGCUUAAGAACAAACGUUCUUCAUCAUCACACCUCUUGCCUCCUAUAUUGACACAAGGACAAGAAAUUGGACAACCAAGCAUGACCUCCCCAAUGAAUGUUCCUCUUAGUUACCGUGAUGCAAUUGAAGAUGAUUCGACUCCUUCUAGGUUGCUAAUGAGCUACUCUGUCCAGACAAUGCCCCGACUAAAUUACAAUAACGAUCAAAUAGUUACACCAAUAGAAGGAAAUAUAACAAACAAUGGAGGCGCUAGUUGUAGAGUGUUUGGAGUCUCUCUUGCCACUCCUCCAGUGAUCAAAGAUCCCAUUGAACAAAUUGACUCAGAUCCAAACUUAGAGAUUUCUAAACUUUCUCAAGAGAAAAUUUUUGGUCUAGGCCAAAUGAGAUCAACAAGAGAGAUCCAAAGCAAGCAGUUGAGUUCUACCAGAACCUGUACCAAAGUAAGUAUAAGAUCAAUAUAUUCUACUCUUUAUAUGAAUCAUUUUCUCAUUUUACUCAACUCAUGCCAUCUUGAUAUGGAACAGGUUCAAAUGCAUGGUGUAACACUAGGAAGAGCUCUGGAUUUAAGUGUUCUUAACGGAUAUGAUCAGCUGAUACUGGAAUUAGAGAAACUCUUUGAUCUCAAAGGCCAGUUGCAAAACCGCAACCAAUGGGAAAUAGUUUUCACAGACAAUGAAGAAGAUGAGAUGCUUGUUGGAGACGAUCCAUGGCCUGAAUUCUGCAACAUGGUGAAGAAGAUAAUCAUAUAUUCAAAAGAGGAGGUCAAAAACUUUAAGUCCGGAAACAGUCGCUCAAAUUGAAUCAAUAAUCAAAACAUAUGUAAAAAAAGGGGUAUAAAAUGUUACUGCUAUCUUGGUGUCUUGUUUUGUUUCUUUCUCUUAUUUGUUGUUGCAUCCGUUUGUAUUAUGUACUUCUAUUCCAUCGUCCAUAAAUAAAAUAAAAUCCCCUUGUUGUCGUGAUAUUGAGCUUUCUUUCUUAUUCCUACAAUCACUUACCACAUCUACAUUCUAAAGAUUUGAGUGUAGUAUUUCUUUUUUGAUAUUUUGAAAAAAAAAUUUUGUAACGCUAAGUUUAUAGUCAUUCAAUAAAUUAAAAAUUUUAUUCUACCUAUUCUAGUACUUAUAAAACCAGAUAUUUUGAAGACAAACAAAAA
Molecule: messenger RNA, 2093 nt
Organism: Arabidopsis lyrata subsp. lyrata
Lineage: Eukaryota; Viridiplantae; Streptophyta; Magnoliopsida; Brassicales; Brassicaceae
Product: putative auxin response factor 14
Biological process (GO): response to hormone; regulation of DNA-templated transcription
Cellular component (GO): nucleus
Molecular function (GO): DNA binding; protein binding
Source: RefSeq, a predicted model, not a curated record